GUGUGCGUGCGUGUAGGAGGGAGUGAGAAAGAGACAGAGAGGACGGCGCUCCUUGUCGCGCAACUGGGUAGUCCGUUAUUGUCACAGCGCGCAGCUUUUUGAAGCUUUCUGCUGGAUUACAUUGACAAACUCAGCGCCGAUCAUCCGACAUGGGGAAGGUGGAAGGAGGGAUGAAAUGUGUGAAAUACCUUUUAUUCGGGUUCAACUUCAUCUUCUGGUUAAUGGGAUCCUUCGUGCUUGCAGUUGGACUGUGGCUGCGUUUUGACCCAAAAACAGCUGCUCUGCUCACUGGAAACGGAGCUCCAGACACCUUUUUCAUUGGUGUGUACAUUCUGAUUGGUGCUGGCAGUUUGGUGAUGAUGGUUGGUUUCUUUGGAUGUUGUGGAGCUGUUAGAGAGUCUCAGUGCCUUCUGGGCUCAUUCUUUGCUUGUCUUUUGAUCAUCUUUGGGUCUGAAGUGGCUGCAGGGGUAUUUGCUUUCCUCAGUAAAGACAAGAUAAUUGACGAUGCUCAGAACUUCUACAAAAAAGAGUACAGUGAGAACAACAACAGCACACUGAUCUCCAUCUAUCAAGAUAUGCUGAAAUGUUGCGGAACAGCACAGAGCCCAUGCCCAGACUCUGAACCUGAUACUAAGAACUGUGAGACAGAAAUUAAAGAGUUCCUCAGCAAUAAACUCUUCAUCAUUGGCUGUGUGGGCAUCGGGAUUGCUGGAGUCAUGACCAUUGGGAUGAUUUUCAGCAUGGUGCUCUGCUGUGCCAUCCACAACACCAGGGAGGUCAUCUAAGCCCGUUUUUGUAACUCCCAUUUCUCUCAAUAGACUUUUCAGCAGUUGGAAUAUAACAUCAGUUCUUGUCAGAAAUCAAAACAGGGACCAAGGAAAUUUAAGAAAAGAAUUCUUUUUUUACAAUGCACUGCUUUGUCCUGUUUCCUUAAAUCCAUUUUUCCUCCUGUUUUCAGUGUCAUUGUCCAUUUCUGUUACUGUGUGGGAUUUUCCCAUUCCUGAAGCAGAACAUUUUAGUUUAUUUUAACCUGACAUUCUGUCAAAUAAUUCUUCCUCUCUGCCAUUUGGACACCACCAGAAUCUUCACCCACAUGCUGUUACAGCAGCGUCAGUGCUUUUUCACACAGCUUUGACACUGACCUCUUGUCUGUGAGAAAAAUGCACCUUAGGUACAAAAACAGAAGAAAAAAAAAGGUUUGCUUUUGCAACACACAGUAGUGCACAAACACAGUCAAUUUCCUGAGAGCCCAGAACUAAACAAAACAUUUUUGUGGGUUCCUUGAUUAGAUCUUGGACAUUCUGGUAAGUUUUUCAAAUGUUACUCAAGGACCACCUCUCGCUUUUUUUGAAAGAUACUUAAAUACCACAUACUUCUCUUUAAUUAAAAAAAAAGUUUUUGGUAAAAUCUAUUUUGAACCCAAAAAGAUGUUCUUUUAUUUAAGCAUCAUUGUGUCCCUGGAUCCACAGCAUGGCACGCGAAAGCAUGACUACAUAGGUUUGGUGUAAACAAAGGAGGGCAUAUUGUUACUGACCAACUUAGCAUGCAAAAAUAAAAAUAAAGUCACAAUAGCCUUUUUUUCAAUACAUGCAUUGAAAUAGCUGUAGCUGACAAAGACAGAUCAAUUCCAUAGUACAGUCUGUUUGUUUAAUGGUCCCUCACCCCAACCCUUCUGUUCAUAUAGUGGGCUUCAGUUUACUGAUUACUGGUUAUUGAUGCAUUUUUCAUCUUUUAGAGUAUCUAUGUAGCUCAUUACCUUGAGUAAACUUGACAGCUUAAGGCAAUGUAAUUUAUUUGCAUAUUUUAAAGUAGGUUCAGGUUAAAUUACUUUUUUUAAAAUGAAACUAAUCUGAUGUAGUUGAGAAAUAUUAAAUGUUCUGUAUAGUUUAAAGUAAUUUUAAUGCUACUUAAUGCAGGAAAUGUACUUUUAAUGGGUUAGAAUGGGUUUAAUCUAUAAAAAAGAUGAGUAAAAAGUUAGAAGUGUAGUUUAAAAUUUUUUACUUUGGAACAACAUCACAUGGGCCAAAAACUUUGUGACGAAGUGUUGUUCAUACUAUCAUAAUUGCAACCUCGAUAUAUGAUAUCUGUUCUUACAUAAGAGAAGAUACUAUUUAGUCUGUGUUGACUGUAUAGUGUGACUCUGAUUACAUGGUUGCGUUCACAGGCUAAAUAUGUAUCAGCUGUGGAGGGGAAUCCAAGCUAUCCAACCUGAGCAUUUAACCCCGCCCACUUUCAUUUUUUUUCUCCUUUGUCCAUAAAAUCCAGCCAUUAUCAUUCGGGAACGCUUCUUAUUUCAAUGAACUCACUAUAGCAUGAUGGAAAAAAGGACUAUUUAAUGAUUUUGUCAUGGAUAAAGCUUAAAUCGGAAUGCUGUUGAUGCUGUAUCAUUCAUUUAAAGAGUCAAGACUCGAAUAUGUAAAUACAGUUUUUAUUCUUUUUUUAGUUGUACAUUAUUUGUGGCUGAUCUGAUAGUUAAUAUUUAACAUGCUGUACGUAAACAGGUGUUUGCUGUAGUUGUACUCUGUUGCUUUUAUGACAGUUUUGCAUUGAUCCACACAAAAAUCCUAAACAACAACAGAAGCCUUUAAAUGUGCCUUUCUUUCUUUAAAUUUCAGACUGUUUGAACAUUUAAAUGAGAUGUAGCUGUAUUUUUGUUGUUUGUACAGUUGGCCUCCAAAUAACUAUCAUGCGAUGAGUAUGCACAGCUUGCCAUUGUUGUUUAUUGUGGUUUUAAAUGUAUACACUUGACUGCAUCUCCUCAGAUAAAACAACUGAAAAUGUGCAAGCAGCAACUUUCUUGUUGUAAAAAGCCUUUUGACACCCAAAAAAUAUAGUUCUGUAAGCCAUCAUCCAAAUAUUAGUAUAAGCAUUUGUUGAUUAUGAUAUGAUUUUUCCUUUUAUGAUAGUUAAGUAUGACCUAAAUUAUCUAACAACAAAGAUCUGGAAAGUAGUCCUUAAUGGCAUCUGGCAGUUUUUUUUUUUUUUAUAAAGUUAUCCAACUAUGUGGAGACUCAGUGGAGUUGUCAUGGUUACCAACAAAAGCUGCUGCUGCAUCCCUGCAGUUGUUUUGUGUGAGGAAAAUCAGUAGACGUCAGACAUUUUUUUAGAGUGUUUUUAGAGAGUUGUUAACUUAUUUGUUUUCUUUUCCUGGUUUCCAGAAAUAUAGAUGAUUGAAGUUUAAUAAAAGUUUGAGAGUU
Molecule: messenger RNA, 3197 nt
Organism: Oryzias latipes (Japanese medaka)
Lineage: Eukaryota; Metazoa; Chordata; Actinopteri; Beloniformes; Adrianichthyidae
Product: tetraspanin-2
Cellular component (GO): plasma membrane
Source: RefSeq, a predicted model, not a curated record